UGCGAAUGAUCCCAUAGUGUUUACAAUUGAAAUAUUCUUUAAAUUUUCUCUAAAACUAUCAAAACAACUUAAUUAAGCUACAAAAAGCCUUAAUCUAUAACUUAAUUCAAAGAAAUUGAGAUCCAGUGAAUCAUCAACUAUGGAAGCCUUAGAUUUAUUAGAAAAACGAAUUGAUGCUCUUACCAAUGUACUUGGCAUAGACAGCAACAACGAAGAGAAUAGAUUUACAGAGAAUCUUACAGAUUCAAUUGUGUCUGCAAAUACUUUAAUCACUUCCGCGACUAGUGGAAGAGAGAAAGUAGGUGAAAUGAUGAAAAGAACUAAGGAACUAGAGACUCUUCUAGAUCCAGACUAUCUAAACGAUCAACAAAGUAUUAAAAUGAAAGAAGCAUAUAUCAAUACAGUCGCAAAUGAUCUUGCAUCUAAUUUUGAGAUGCUCCAGAAAAUCAAGUCAUUCGAAACGACACUUGGUGCUGAAUACUUUAGCAACAUUCCUGAUGUCUCACCAAAAGUAAGAGACAUGAACGAAGCAUUAUCAACAAGUCAACAACAGAAUGAAUUAAUUGAAGAGAGUUUAACGCUGUCCAUGCAAAGAUACAGUGAGAUCCAGUCAAACUUAAGAGAUUCAUUACAGCAACUCAACAGUCGUCUAGAUAAAUUCGAAGACAAGGUUGAGAGCAUUAAGAAGAAGGCAAUAAGCGAAUAAGGUCAAUAAUAUUCAAUUUAUUUAUAUCCAAUUACUCAUACAUAUUCCUCUCUGGAAAUAAAUCUCUUACUCUUCCUUAAUAUUUAUUGCUGCUGAAAUAAAAUAAUUCAUGCUGGUCAAAAUA
This is a messenger RNA of Chironomus riparius, 830 nucleotides long. Lineage: Eukaryota; Metazoa; Arthropoda; Insecta; Diptera; Chironomidae. The record is from the annotation of a GenBank genome assembly.